This is a messenger RNA of Ipomoea triloba (trilobed morning glory), 1960 nucleotides long. RefSeq names its product probable indole-3-acetic acid-amido synthetase GH3.6. NCBI's taxonomy places the organism in Eukaryota, Viridiplantae, Streptophyta, Magnoliopsida, Solanales, Convolvulaceae. Gene Ontology annotation, cellular component: cytoplasm. The record is from RefSeq and is a predicted model, not a curated record. Gene Ontology annotation, molecular function: acid-amino acid ligase activity. The coding region runs from base 121 to 1890 and encodes 589 amino acids. The transcript is spliced from 3 exons.
AGAGGAUCGGAGCAGAUCGUUCUCUCCUAGUCAGCGUGAUAAUCCGAUCUUGCGUGAGAAGCAAAAGUUUUAGUCAUAUCGAUCGCGGGUUGAAUUGAUAUCAGAUUCUGAAGUCGGAAGAUGACGACGGCCGGCGGCGAGAUCAUUAAGAAGCUGGAAGACAUCACCAGGGACGCUGCCAGACACCAGUCGGAGACUCUCCGAUACAUUCUCGAGCACAACGGUGGCGUAAGUUAUCUCCGGCGCUAUCUAGGCAGCUACAAUGAGCCGGUCGACGCCGAUACUUUCAGGACCGCUGUGCCGUUGUCGCGCUACGAAGACUACGCCGAUUACAUCAAUAAAAUGGCCGACGGCGUCCUCACCGACGAAAAUGACGGCGGCCGGCCCCUCCUCUCCGUUGACCCUCUCAUCUGCUUUUUCUACAGCUCGGGGACAAGUUCAAUGAAACCAAAGUUAAUUCCCUAUUUUGAUUCAAAGCCUGCAAAAGAGGUAUCGGCCAUGGCUCAUCAAGGCAGCUUUGCAAAUGUAGGCAGGUUGUUUCCCCCCAGGCCAUCCGUGAAUAAAGCGCUGUGGUUUCUCUAUGCUGGCAAUGUUGCAGAGACUAAAGGUGGAUACAAGGCCAUGGCUGCAACCUCAUCUCUUCUGCACAAUGAUCCCAAAGGCUCAAAUUCAUCGCGAUUACUUGCAGCCUGCAUUAGUCCCAGAGAAGUGAUUUUGGGCACAGAUGUUGAGCAGCAAAUGUACUGUCAUCUUCUAUGUGGGCUAAGGAACUCUGAUCUGAUUGACUCGAUUAGAGCGCCUUAUGCUUCUGGCUUAGCUAGAGCGUUUCGCCUUCUGGAGGCGAAAUGGGAGAAAAUGUGUGAGGAUCUUGAAAAUGGCUUCCCUGCUGCAGAGAUCACUGAUGCUGCAAUGAGGGAAUCUGUUGCUGAGAUUCUCUCUGGACCGAGACCGGAUCUUUCCAACAAGUUUCGGGUGAUUCUUCGAGAAAAGUCGUGGGAGGGGAUAGUGAGGAAGCUAUGGCCUAAUGUUGGGUAUGUGAGGUGUAUAACCACGGGAACUAUGUUGCAGUACUAUGAAAAACUCGGAUAUUAUGCUGGUGAUGUGCCACUUCUCGGAGGGGAUUAUUUUUCGUCGGAGUGCUGUAUUGGUUUGAACUUUGAUGUGAUGAAGCCUCCCGAACUGACACGAUACACCGUGAUCCCGAGUGCAGCCUAUUUCGAGUUUCUGCCAUUCGAUAUGGACACGUGUUGUUGCAGUGGGAGUGGCACGCUGGAGCUUUCCAGUGUUCGAGUGGGGGAAUUUUAUGAACUGAUAGUGACAACUUAUAGGGGGUUUUAUAGAUACCGUUUGGGCGAUAUUGUGAAGGUAGUAGGCCACUAUAAUUCGUCUCCCCAGCUUGAGUUUGUGAUGAGAGCUCCCAAAACUUCCGGGGAUAUAGUCACAGAACGAGAUCUCAUGUCUGCAAUGGGACUCUUUCGGGUUGCAGUGAGAGAUGUUUUGUCAGCAGAAGUCACAGAUUUUACGAGCUCCUUCGAUUUGGAAGCAGAGCCAAACCGGUUGAAGAUCUUCUUGGAGUUGAAAGAUGGAUGCGCUCUUCUACAGAAGGAGAAAUCAGGGGAGGUGGAAAUGAUUCGAAUGAAGCUAAGAAAGUGUUGCAGUCGCCUCGAGGAUGAUUUGGGAGGCAUAUAUAAGGUGAUGAAGGCGAGAGGCGAAGUUAGUAGUUUACUGCUAUCGGUUGUCCAGCCCGGGAGCUUCGAUAGCUUGCUGGAAAUAGCUGUGGAGAAGGGGGUGCCAGCCACUCAAUAUAAAGCUCCAAAGAUUUUGAGAGAUUGUAAAUUGGUGGAGUUCUUGGAAAUGUCUGCUAUCAUGACUCUAACAGCAGAUUCUUAAAUUCUUUCAGAGUUUAAAACCUAGUAUGUAGUGUGGAUUGUUCAAAUGAAACUUAACAGAUUCUCUGUUA